This is a messenger RNA of Sesamum indicum (sesame), 411 nucleotides long. RefSeq names its product Plant self-incompatibility protein S1 family. The record is from RefSeq and is a predicted model, not a curated record. Lineage: Eukaryota; Viridiplantae; Streptophyta; Magnoliopsida; Lamiales; Pedaliaceae.
AUGACUCAUCUCUUCCCUUCCAAAAACAUGCUGCGACUUGUCUUGCUGCUAAAUGCAUUAAUCCCUCUUGCUUUUUCCAUCACCUUGUUUGAUUGGACCAUUCUCAUCGUCAACGACUCCAAAGAUCAGACGUUAACGACACAUUGUGAGACCAACGGUGACGACAUUGGAACCAAAGCGUUAAACCCCUCUACCAAGCAAGCAUUUGUAUGUCCGGUGCUUGUCAAGGAAAGGACCGUCGCGUCGUGCGACAUCACGUUGGGAAAUUUACAUGGACGUUUCGAUGUAUUGGACUGGGACAGAGACCAGCGCAGGUGUGUGGACGGUGCGUGUCUCUGGCAUGUUGACGAGAAUGGGCUGUUCUUGGUUAUUAAUUGUCAGUUGGUGUUACAAUAUCCAUGGCCGAACUAG